Molecule: messenger RNA, 2636 nt
Organism: Limulus polyphemus (Atlantic horseshoe crab)
Lineage: Eukaryota; Metazoa; Arthropoda; Merostomata; Xiphosura; Limulidae
Product: transcription factor E2F3-like
Exons: 8
Coding region: 69-1232 (387 amino acids)
Biological process (GO): regulation of transcription by RNA polymerase II
Cellular component (GO): RNA polymerase II transcription regulator complex
Molecular function (GO): protein dimerization activity; RNA polymerase II cis-regulatory region sequence-specific DNA binding; DNA-binding transcription factor activity, RNA polymerase II-specific
Source: RefSeq, a predicted model, not a curated record
UUGCAAUUUUAAAUAUAAAAAACAAAAUCACACAACUGCACAAAUAUAUUAGGGUUAGAAGCUACAACAUGCCAAGGACACCUCGGGCGGCUACCAUUUAUCAAAAUAAUGGUAACGGCAUUACCUUGGUGUCAGAGGUCAACUGUGGACAAAGCCAGCUCUUAACACCUGUGACCAAAACAGAGGGACGGCAUUUAGCUUCUACUGUAUCGCCAAUCAUCAUUGACCAAUAUGGACAGACACCUGACCACUAUUAUUUAGCAAGAAACCCACCAAAGCCUUCAUUGGCGAGGAAUCAGGUGAAGCGACGUUUAGAUUUAGAAUGUCCAGAGGGAAGCAAUACCAGUGAAGGUUUCAAAACACCAAGGGCCAAAAGGGGGCGUUCCUGGAGCUCAUAUGAUAGUCCUAAAGUUAAGUCCCCAGCAGAGAAGACGAGACUUGAUACGUCACUGGGACUUCUUACCAAACGAUUUGUUGGUUUGUUAACAUCUGCACAUAAUGGAGUGGUUGAUCUGAAUAAAGCAUCGUCACUUCUGGAUGUCCAGAAACGACGUAUUUAUGACAUAACCAAUGUAUUAGAAGGAAUAGGACUUGUAGAAAAGAAAUUAAAAAACAACAUACAGUGGAGAGGUGAUCAUCAUGCUGUGUCUGCUGCUCAAGAGAAAUUGGAAAAAGAUCUUGACUUGUUAGAUGCCAGAGAAAAUCAGUUGGAUGAGCUUAUUCAGUGUGCAAAGCUAGAACUGAAAAUGGUGACAGAAGCUGAAGAAAAUAAGAGAUAUGCAUAUGUAACAUACCGUGAUCUUCGUUGUACAUCAUCGCUGGCCGAUCAGACAGUGGUAGCAAUCAAAGCCCCGCCAGAGACUAGACUCGAGGUUCCUGAUCCCAGUGAAAAACUACAAAUAUGGUUAAAAAGUGAUAAUGGAGAAAUUGAAGUUUACUUAUGUCCAGAGGAUGAAGAAAAGCGAGAUGAAGGGACGUCAUCAGGGGUUGAAGAUACUAAUUCAAGGGAUAGCUUAAAAGGAGAUCCUACCUUGAAAUUUGCUUUGAUUACAGAAGAUGACGACUUAGCUCCUAUGGGAAAAAACUUCUUGUUACAAACGGAAGAUCAGAAUGAUGAACCCUUACCGUUUCUUCACUUUGAACUGCCUCUAUCAGAAGAUGACUACAGUUUUACCCUUGAUGAUGCAGAAGGAUUAUCUGAUCUUUUUGAUGCAUACAACCUUGCUGUUUGAUUGAUGAAACUAACUUAAAGAAAUGGAUGAUGGAGUCUAGCCAAAUAAGCCACUGCUGGUCCCGUGGCUUGAGCCAUAAGUUUCAAAAUGGCACAUUGUGGUGUUAGUUAUUUUGAUGCAUUAUUUUAACUCAUGCUGGAAGUCUGAAAAGAUUAAUUUUUAAUGAGAGCUGUUUCAGAUAGACAGAUAGAUUAACCUCUUUCAUUUCCUGACGUUUGAGAAGCAAGUGUACCAUACAAAGCUGAUAGAUGUUUUGUAAAUUAGUCUCUGGAAAUGGCUGUGUAUACACUUUUUACAAACAACGAAAUUGCAUGUAGAGAUCAUAUGCUCUUAUUGAAUUAUUUUGCAUAUUUGAAAUAGUUUUAGUAAUUCUUCUAUAGGACCCGGUUUUCUAUAAAUAAAUAAUCAUUUUAUAACUUUAAUCUUAUUGACAACUUUUCCCCUUAUUCAACAUAAACUUAUUGUAGUAGUGAUUUUUAAUCGGAAAGGUUUUAUUUUGAGUAAUUCUUUCGAUGUGUUACUUUUUUCAUAGAUUUGUGGCUAAUAUUUAUCAACUUAAAUUUUAACUUUGUGUUAUUAACUGUUCACAGAAGUUGUACUAAAAUGAGAGGGGAUUUAGGAAAGAGGAUUAAAGAAUAUUUUAAUGUAAUAUAAUUUUUUUUUCAGAUAUUGAAUUAAUCCUGUUUCAUUGUAGUUUUGUGUUCAAGAAAGAGAAUAUAAAUUCUGUUGUACAUGGUUAAUUUACAGAGUAUAAGCUUGAUAGUCUUCUCAGCAAUGAAAUGUUUAGUCUGUUUCCAAUUAAAAAAAUUUCUGUCUUCGUUAUUUUUAAACUUCUUUUGUGUCAACUUUUCUCCAUUUCGGUACGUUUGAAAUUCUGAACUCUUCUAUGUGAUUGUUGAAAUAGUUUGUAAAGCUUUCUUGUUUUCCAAAAUGGUAGAUUUUUAAACAUUUUCAACAGUAAAAGUUACAAAUAAAACGACCUGUAUUCUCCAGAUAAUAACACUUUUAUUACAACCUAUGUUUUGCCAUUGAGGAUUCGUUAGAGAUUGUACAAAAAAAGAUACUUAAACUUGUGAAAUAUUUUUUGGUGUUCUAUUUCCCCAGAAUGUUUUAAUAUACUUUUAACAAUGUUCAGUUUAUUAUUUUUAGUUGCUCUAAGAUUAGAUUAUAAUAUAGUUUGAUAUUUUUUACUUUUGAAGAAGAGUAGUCAAAUGUUCUAAAAGCCCUUGAGUUUCUGGGUCCUUUGAAAUUUCCUUUUUUUUUUUGUAUGUGUGAUUAUCGGUUAUAAUCAAACACAAUUAUAUACUCUCUAAUGGCACAGUGGUCUGUCUGAAGUCUUAUAAUGCUAAAAACUGGGUUUUGAUACUUGUGGUGGGCAUAGUACAGAUAGCCCAUUCUGUAGCU